CCAAAAUGAACGUGUAUCGCAGGUCCUCCAGGACAUGGGUCUGCCCACAGGAGUGGAAGUGAAGACUGAGUCGAUAAAAUCGGAGGAGGUGGUCGUAGCGGUCACUGUGGAGGAAGUGAAGCCGGUGAUAACGCCCAUCGAAGCUCCCAGCUCUUCCCCAGCAGCCGCCAACGCAGACGGCAGUGAAGCUGUAGAGACUGCUCGCCAACAGGGACCGAUACUCACUAAACACGGGAAAAACCCCGUGAUGGAGCUGAACGAGAAGCGCCGCGGCCUGAAGUACGAACUCAUCUCGGAGACGGGAGGAAGCCACGACAAACGCUUCGUCAUGGAGGUGGAUAUCGACGGGCAGAAGUUCCAGGGCACCGGGUCCAAUAAGAAGGUGGCGAAGGCCUACGCUGCUCUGGCUGCUCUGGAGCGGCUCUUUCCAGAGGGCGCUAUGGCCGAGGCUGCCAAAAAGAAAAAAGGACCACCAAUGACUUGUUUGGCUAACCUCUCUCUUGUUUCCCUCCUCAGCCUCUACCUAACCAGCAUCUACGACCACUCCAUAUUCGAGGCCUUCAGUAAAGUCGUCCAGAAGCUGCUUCCUCAGUUACCAACACUGGAGAACCUUUUGAACAUUUUCAUCUCACAUUCUGGGAUCGAGAAAGCCUUCCUGUUUGAUGUUGUUAGUAAGAUUUACAUCGCCACAGACAGCUCCCCGGUGGACAUGCAGUCCUACGAACUCUGCUGCGAUAUGAUCGAUGUUGUCAUUGAUGUCUCCUGCAUUUACGGGCUGAUGCAGGAUGGCAGCGGCUGCGCCUACGACAAGGAGUCCUCAGCUAUCAUCAGGCUGAACAACUCCACCGUGCUUUAUUUGAAAGAGGUCACAAAGUUCCUCGCUCUCGUCUGCAUCCUCAGGGAGGAGAGCUUCGAGAGGAAAGGUCUGAUAGAGUACAACUUUCACUGUUUCCGAAAAGCCAUCCACGAAGUGUUUGAAGUGGGAAACUUGCCUCAAGACGCCCGCUCGUCCAGUAACAACCUGACGGGACUAAAGUACGCCGGCGCGCACAACGGAAGUGCUGUUUAAUACACAAAAUGAUAAAUACAAAAUAUGUGAAAGCAAACAUUACUCCUUACAAGCACAUGGUGCCUUAUUGUGUGUGUCAGCUG
This is a messenger RNA of Notothenia coriiceps (black rockcod), 1152 nucleotides long. Its product is annotated as ras-related GTP-binding protein C-like. Gene Ontology annotation, molecular function: GTPase activity; GTP binding. Gene Ontology annotation, biological process: positive regulation of TORC1 signaling; negative regulation of autophagy; cellular response to starvation. The transcript is spliced from 6 exons. The record is from RefSeq and is a predicted model, not a curated record. Gene Ontology annotation, cellular component: Gtr1-Gtr2 GTPase complex; nucleus; lysosome. NCBI's taxonomy places the organism in Eukaryota, Metazoa, Chordata, Actinopteri, Perciformes, Nototheniidae. Bases 35 to 1069 code for a protein of 344 amino acids.